This is a messenger RNA of Aspergillus affinis, 573 nucleotides long. RefSeq lists its product as uncharacterized. The transcript has 2 exons. The record is from RefSeq and is a predicted model, not a curated record. Lineage: Eukaryota; Fungi; Ascomycota; Eurotiomycetes; Eurotiales; Aspergillaceae. Bases 1 to 573 code for a protein of 190 amino acids.
AUGAAAUUCGCCUGGAUUCUCGCCGCCCUCUCCACCACGGCCUGGGCAGCUGCCGUCGAGAAUGAGCACGAGCAUGAGAAACGAGCCAGCCCAACUGGCGACGAAGUGAACUGGUCCUCGCUGGGAAAUGCCAUCCAAUCCCUCUCGCUCAAAAUCCCGACCCAAACCGCCAACCUCGACAACAUCGACCCUCCGCCGCGGUCUAUAAUCCCCCAGAUCGUUCAUGCGCUGCCUCCGACCGCGCUCGCCGCACUGGUCGUGCCCGCCCAGCGCGCCUCGCUAGCCAGUGACUUCAAAGCCGGCAAGACCCCGGACUGGUACGGAAGUCUACCCACGGACGUGAAGAGCUACUUGUCUGUCGUGAAGAGCCAAAUCGCAGAGGGGGCGCUGACCGCGCCACCGAAGAAGGCGGCCGCGCAGACAGAGCCGGCCAGUGCGGAUGCGUCCAGCACGGGCGGUAGCGCCGCAUCGGCGACUUCCUCGGGGGCUGCGGCGGGGGGAGCGAAGCCGACAGGACUUGUCGUGGGAGGCAUGGGGGCGUUGGGUGUGCUGGGCGUGGCGUUGGCGCUGUAG